This is a messenger RNA of Aureobasidium pullulans EXF-150, 684 nucleotides long. RefSeq lists its product as uncharacterized. NCBI's taxonomy places the organism in Eukaryota, Fungi, Ascomycota, Dothideomycetes, Dothideales, Saccotheciaceae. The coding region runs from base 1 to 684 and encodes 227 amino acids. The record is from RefSeq and is a predicted model, not a curated record. The transcript has a single exon.
AUGCCUCCGCAACAAGGUUACAUCUCUCGUCAAUUCGAAGCCCUCGAAGAUGGCGCCAAAACCCCAAUGGCCAUCUGCAGACACUGUAAUGAUAAGAAAGUGGCAAGAAACAUAGUCGCCCGCAAAGUUGCUCACCUCGCUGCUUGUGAGCCCUAUUCGACCUAUCUGCAGACUCUACUCGAUGAUGAGUCCUCUAAUGCUGGGGACAAAGAGUUGAAACAACUCCCUGAUGAGCUCAAGACGAAGAUUGAGCAGCGCAUCGAGCAGCCCUUGCUGUCAAAAACAAGCCAUGCUGCUGCCGAGGUUGCCAACCAGGAGUCUCUCAAAUCCGAUCUGGACGAUACUGUCAUGCAAGCUAUCUUCCACGGCAGCUUGCCUUUCGAUGCUUUCGAGCCCAACAAGCACCCUCACAUCCUUCGUCUGUGUCGUAUGAUCACGCCAGAUUUUGUUCCUCCUUCGCGUUCUCGCGUUGCCCAGGCUAUGGUCAAGCUGUCCACUCAGCCAGUCCAGUCUGUUGAGCCUAUUGAACCGCUUCAGACACCUCAGCCUAGCGCCAUCGAGAUAGACUAUGCUCAAGAGGAGUCUGCUCGCGCUGCACUCUCAUCUCGCAUCGUGAAUGACUUGCUCUCCCGCGCAACUCCACAAUCUACUCCCGGCUCCAAACGUCCUUUCGACCUUGUCUGA